AUGUUCAGAGAUAGAACCAACCUUUUCCUAUCUUACCGUCGAACGUUUCCUCACAAAGCCAACUUUAGUAGGUUGAACAGGGGUAAGGAUGACCCAUUCAUGGAUCGUCAUGAAGAUGAAGAGGCGUACCCCAUGGUCGAUAUGACACAAGACAGAAGCAGAGAUUAUCUACCGCCAGCCUUUGUUGACUUGACUCAGGAUGUGGAUGAUUAUUUGGUUGAAGUUCAGAGUUUAAUGAAGCAACUGAGCAAAUUGUACCAGAAGAACUCACUGCCUGGAUUCGAAGAUAAGUCGCAUGAUGAGAAAGAAAUCGAGGCUUUGAGUUAUGAAGUGAUUCAAUUAUUCCAGAAAUCUUACAAUGUAAUCAAGAAACUGCAGCAUAUAUUCGAGAGCCAAACCUUGGAAGGUAAAAAGCUUAAACGGGGGGAUUUGAUCAUACUAGACAAUCUACGGAAACGCUAUGCACAAAAAAUCCAGUUGGAGAGUAACAAUUUUCGUGUGCUACAGAAUAACUAUUUGAAGUUCCUUAACAAAGAUGAUUCGAAACCCAUAUUCCCCAAGAGCGAGGAUUCAACGCAACUCUUAAUCGAGGAAGAAGAAGAGCCUUUAAGGAAUAGUCAAGACAUCGAAGCGUACUCUAGACAAACUUUAAGGCGACAAAUGGACCCUGGUCAACAGGCAAACCAAAGGUUUUUACAGGAAAGAGACGAAGAAAUUACGCAACUGGCCAAGGGUGUGCUUGAGGUCAGUACAAUUUUCAGAGAGAUGCAGAAUCUUAUCAUAGACCAGGGAACUAUCGUGGAUAGAAUCGAUUAUAAUUUGGAGAAUACGGUUAUACAUUUGAAAGAAGCCAAUCGGGAACUGACUAAAGCCACUCAUUAUCAAAAGAGAACUCAAAAAUGCAAAGUAAUCUUACUGCUAUCGCUAUGUGUUGUAGCCCUCUUCUUUUUUGUGAUGUUGAAACCACAUAACAGCGGUAGCUCUGCACCAAAAGUGGAAACUGCUCCAAAAGGAUCAAAUGGCGAUUCAACCGCCGAAGGCCCUAUCGAGGUGAGUAACGAUAAUUUACAAAGGCGAUUGAUAGAGAUACUUAUUAAAUAG
Molecule: messenger RNA, 1101 nt
Organism: Torulaspora delbrueckii
Lineage: Eukaryota; Fungi; Ascomycota; Saccharomycetes; Saccharomycetales; Saccharomycetaceae
Gene: TLG2
Product: t-SNARE syntaxin TLG2
Exons: 1
Coding region: 1-1101 (366 amino acids)
Biological process (GO): intracellular protein transport; vesicle fusion; vesicle-mediated transport
Cellular component (GO): membrane; SNARE complex; endomembrane system
Molecular function (GO): SNAP receptor activity; SNARE binding
Source: RefSeq, a predicted model, not a curated record